UUUCAAAGUUAACCUCGCUAAAAACAAAAACCCUAACAUCCUCUCUGCCCAUCGCAGCCGCAGGGCAACUCAGAGAGAAGCUUACGAGGAGAAAGACAAAUCUCGUCCCAGCGAUCGUUCGUCGCUGCUGCAAUUUAUGGCAUCGUCGCCGGCUCUCAGAGAAGUCCAGCGCGACCUCGAAACCCAAGCGAAUGCCCUCAGCAAGCUCCAGAAAGACAUCGCCAAGAACCACCAGGUAAGGAAGCAGUAUACCAUCCAGCUCGGCGAGAACGAGCUCGUCCUCAAGGAACUGGAGUUGUUGAAUGAGAAUGCCAAUGUGUAUAAGCUGAUAGGGCCGGUGCUCGUGAAGCAGGACCUGGCGGAGGCCAAUGCCAACGUCCGCAAGAGGAUAGAAUACAUCUCUGCUGAACUGAAGCGUCUCGAUGGGACCCUCCAAGAUUUGGAAGACAAGCAGAACAGCAAGAGGGAUUCGAUUUUAAAAUUACAGCAGAAGAUUCAAGCUCUUCAGGCUGGAAAAUCCAAGUCCUAGCUUGCUAUUCUAUGUUAUGACUAGUUGGCAUUUGUCUCAUCUCAGUCUCCGUUUUGUUUUUGUUUGUUAAAGUGCCUUAUCCGUCUGUAUUAAGUUCUAUUAGAUCAGCUACUGCAGUAGGAAAGCUUUUAGGGCUGAUAUGUGGGUGUGCAUAUUCAGUUUUGAUUUUUCUCUUUCUUGCUCUUGAUAUGUUACUCAACACCGGGGGCAGUCCAAACUAGGGACAACAAAUGACAAUAUGCUGCAUUUUGGUUUUGUGGGCUUCGCGAUUUGUAAUAGUUAUGAUGGCUAUGAUGGCUAUGAUGGCAUAUUGAUUUGUUACAAUAAUUGAUCUUGUAUAACAGUCAUGAGGACAGUGCUAUUGCUUUGACAUGUAAAAAGAAUUUCAGUGCGAAGCUGGAUUUGCCAUCA
Phoenix dactylifera (date palm) is the source of this 940-nucleotide messenger RNA. RefSeq names its product prefoldin subunit 6. Gene Ontology annotation, molecular function: protein-folding chaperone binding. Lineage: Eukaryota; Viridiplantae; Streptophyta; Magnoliopsida; Arecales; Arecaceae. Gene Ontology annotation, biological process: chaperone-mediated protein complex assembly; protein folding. The record is from RefSeq and is a predicted model, not a curated record. Gene Ontology annotation, cellular component: prefoldin complex; cytoplasm.